Molecule: messenger RNA, 1633 nt
Organism: Hordeum vulgare subsp. vulgare (domesticated barley)
Lineage: Eukaryota; Viridiplantae; Streptophyta; Magnoliopsida; Poales; Poaceae
Product: F-box protein At4g00755-like
Exons: 5
Coding region: 125-1300 (391 amino acids)
Molecular function (GO): protein binding
Source: RefSeq, a predicted model, not a curated record
UCUUGGGUGAAUGAUUGGUUGAUUGGUCAUCGCCAUCUCCAUCUCCAUCUCCAUCUCCUGUCGGCCAAGGCGAACAGACAGGCGAGCUAGGGUUCCUUCCUUCCUUCCUUGGGACCACGACGACAUGGAGAUGGAUGAUUCCUCCUCGCCGGCGGCGGACUUCGUCGACUACCUGGGACCCGACACCUCCGCCACCGUCUUCACCAUGAUCCACCACCCCGCUGACCUCGCCCGCGCAUCUGCCGUAUCCAGAUCCUGGCGACAAUUCGUUAUCGACAACCACUUCACCAAGCUGCAGUGCCUCAGGGCCUGCCCGGAGGUCUCCACCUUCACCGCCGUCGACGUCACCACAUCCAGACGCACCACCCUUCAAGACCAAGACCAACACUCUGCGGCCCAGUCAAACACCACCGCCGAAAACCUCCACAGGGUGUACUCGCACCUCGCCCACGGCCUGCUCUCGCCCUACAACCCCAGGGACUGCAUCCUCCACUGCAUAGGCGCCUCUAGUACCGACAACUUCCCCGAGGAGACAGUAGAGAACACCCUUGAGCCCGUCGAUCAGCUCGACACCUCCAGGCCCUCCUAUUGGUCCAGCGGCGGCCAGAGGGACCCCGACGCCGCCGAGUGCCUCAUAUAUCGCCUCCAGGCUGAUCUCUGCCUCAUUCACGAGAUCAAGGUGCAGCCGUUCAAAGCGUUUUUCCAGCAUGGCGACCCAAUAUAUUCGCCAAAGAGCAUCCGGGUCCAGAUGGGCUAUCCAAGGUCACCGCUACGCCCUGAAGCACUUGUCUCUGAUGAAAAUGAAGGCCAGUUGAUUCAUGACACAAACUACGUCUGGACCUACACGUCUCCAGAAUUCCCAAUGCUGCAGGAAAAUGUUUUGCAAUCCUUCACGUUACCGCGUCCGGUUCUCUGUAUUGGUGGGGUGGUGAAGGUUGAGCUUCUUGGGAGGGUGCAGAAACAGGCAAUCGAUGGUCUCUACUACAUAUGCAUAUCUCAUGUCCAGAUAGCGGGGAAGGCACUGUCACGAGACCUCGGGGUCGUUCCUCGCGGGGACGGCCUGGUCCUGAAUUACUAUCUGGAUCCCCGUACAUGCGGCGUUCCCCGCAUCGAGUCGUCAAGGGUCGAUGGGCGCAGCAGGUGGCAGGGCUUGGCGUCAAGGAUCUGGCAUUCUGGCACGGCGCGAGGGAUAGGAGGACUGAACCAGACGCUGCUGAGCAGACUGUUCGGUGGUCCGUUGCGGCUUGUGGUGGUAGCGGACGAAUCGGAAGGAGAGGAGGAUGAGGAUGAUCUUCCUUAGAAGGAAGGAAGGAAGGAAUAAGCUCAAGGGAGGGGAGGGUCUUAUUUGAUUUGAUUUGAUUUGAUUUUCUGCACAAAAGAAACAUGUGAUAGUUACUGCUACAUACUCCCACAACUUUGUACUAGAAAAGUUGAGACACCUAUUUUGGAACAGAGGGAGUAGUAGUAUAAGAAGAGUGGCUGUCUUUUGUUUGUGGUGCUGUGAGAGGAAAAAAAGAAGACUAAAUUUUGAUUGUGUUGUAAUAGAAGACAGCACAAUGAAACCAAGCUCACUUGACUUGUAAUCAGAUUCAGAAUCAGAUCAAUGUAAAGAAUGCCACUGUUGUUGCUGUUU